UAUGCCUUUAAGGACGAGGCGUGUUGACGUCAGUUCAUGUUUCACGUCCUAGUCCCGCCCACUGGCGUUAAGGUUGACAGCUAAACUGGUGAAACAAGAGUCUGCUUGUACUGUUUAAACUUCUUCGUCGUGGACUAGACGCUUAAGGGGAAGAAAGUUUCUUCCAUAGUGUCCGGGUAGCUUUGGAGUGACACUGCCAUAUUGGAGCUGCUAACUUCGAUCCUUGUUUGAACGACAGGACUUUACUACUUUUUACCUGUUCCACUUCUUAGAGUUCAGGUGUGUCCGUCUGGCCAAGCUCGAAUGUGAUUGGCUGUCACCUUCACUGACCACAAUAUUAGACGCUACCGCUUUCACAGGGCCCCACCAUGCGGAGGCGUCUGGACCGGAUCCGGCAUUGGGGCCACAAACGGGACGACAUAGUGGAUCUGCCCGAGUCGCCCAGCACGUCGGACACAGAAUGCAGCGAGGAGGUUGGUUCAGGAACACUUUCUGCACUUCAAGAUGAACCGAAAACGGAUCUAAAUGAGGUCAAAGGUCAUCUAGAGAUCACCCUGUUAGAGAAACACUUCUUACAGGAGGAGUUGAGGAAACUUCGAGAAGAAGAGUCGUGCGUGGACGGGCUGCGUCAGGAACUGGAGAGGGAACGCUGCAGGAACAUGGAACUGGAGCAGAAGAUCAACCAAAUCGCCACUGCCAGACUUGAAGAUUCACCAUGUGGUACUCCUCAAGCCACACCCUCUUAUGACAUCAGCGCACCAGAAAAACAAAAGGAGGAUGUUUACAAUCGUUUCCAGAAUUGGCUUUCCCAUUAUUUUGGCGUUGACUUUGAGGACUUCCACCUCCAGCCAGAGGAGGAAUUGGUGGAGCCGGACGAGCCGCUCAGUGCCAGGAGACUGACAGAAAACAUGAGGCGUCUCAAAAGAGGACUGAGACCUGUGAUGAACUUCCUGAGAGACCUGUCGGCUUUAUCCAGCUGGUACUCGGUCUACACCACGGCCAUUGCCUUCACUAUCUACAUGUAUGCAACGUGGCGCGGAUGGACCAUCUCCAUGUUCCUGUUCCUCGCCGUCCUCCGCCUCUCUUUGAAUUACCUCAUUGCCAGGGGCUGGAGGAUCCAGUGGAGCAUUGUCCCAGAAGUCUCAGAACCUGUGGAGCCUCCCAGAGAAGACCUGACUGUGUCAGAGAAGUUCCAGCUGGUUCUGGAUGUGGCCCAGAAAGCUCAGAAUGUGUUUGGGAAGAUGGCCGACAUCCUGGAGAAGAUUAAGAAUCUCUUCAUGUGGGUGGAGCCUCAGUUAACAAAGAAGCUUUACAUUGCUCUGUGGGUGUCCUUCAUCGCCUCCUGCCUGCUGCCUUACAAAGUGCUGGGAUUCAUCAUUGGUGUGUUUGCAGGUGUGAAGUUCUUCAUCAUCAACUUCAUCUUCAGGAGCUGUCCCAAACUGCGGCAACGUUACGACACGGCACACAUUGUCUGGACCAACCUGCCCACUGACCUUCAGCUGAAGCAGCGCAGCAACCCCUCGCCAGGCCGACGGGUUCCUUCUGGGGAGGAUGUGGGAGGAGGGAGGUACUACAGCACCAAGAAAGGAGCCUUCCAUGAAGUCUUCAACCUCCCAGAGAGUGAGUGCCCGCUGCCAGUGUGUGAGAACGGUUGGCGCUGUUGCCUCAUCAACCGCGACAGGAAGACCCCGGCGGACUACAUCCGUAAUGGUGUCCUCUACGUCACUGAGAACCACUUGUGCUUCGAGUGCUCUAGGUCGUCGUCCACCAAGAGGAACAAAGUCAUCAAACUGCUCGACAUCACCGACAUCCAGAAGUACAAAGUAUUGUCCAUGUUACCCGGCUUUGGGAUGGGCAUCUCCAUAGCAACACCAUCUACUCAGAAGCCCAUGGUGUUUGGAGCCAUGACCAACAGGGACGAAGCCUUUGACACCAUCUUCAGCCAGCAUAAGAAGAUUGUUGCCAUGGCUGCAGCUGCCAGCCCAGAGAUGUAGGAACUCUCUGAGAAGACGCUGGUUCCCCUUCAAACACAAUGAUGUUUGAGGGAUGCACACAUCUGCUGACCUGUAGUGGUUAUCAUGUCUUAGACAAAACAAAGGUCACUGUACCAUCAACUCUUAAAUAAUUGCCAGCACAGACAGGUAAAAGGUGGCAUUUUCUCUACAAGAAGUCACCUCCAUGACUUCUUUAGGCUUUCUAGGUUUGACAUUCAACAGUUAAAGGCAGUCAGCUCACCAGCUGAUCACAUUGUCAGUCGUGUGUUUGCAUUUAUCAUGUUAAUUUGGCAUUUAACCACAAACUGCAAGAUAGGGGGAAGAAAGCUCCUUUUUUUGUCUGAGCAUUUUCAGUUGCGAAGGGUACUAAACCUAACUUUCAAGUGAACAAAACAAAAUUGCAUUCUUUUUUCAGCUUUGAGCCUUUUAAAGCACUUUAAUCCUUACUUGUAAAUUUAGUGUAAUUUUGUACUUUUAUAACAAUAAUGCAGCUUCUUAUCACCAUGGUGCCUCGUGCAGAUCUUUUGCUCCAGGGUGUGCCUUUUUGUCUCUGGUUGUUUGAAACUGUAUUCUUUGGAUUUUGUAAGAUUGUAUGAUGUGUUUUUAUAUUUGCUGCUGCUUCUGUUAAUAUGAAAUACAUUUGUAUUUUAGUACAAUAGUGCUUUUCAACAGUAGUUGUCUGUUGUUUUUUGUAGUACUCGUUUGUCCCUGAUGGUGUCAGUAAUAGUAGUAAUAGUAGUCCCUCUGGUUAGGAAGGGAAACCUGGUUUACCAUCUUAAAAUGUAUUUUUCUGGCUUCUUAUCGCAAAAAUAUGUGAUGUUUUUCCCAGUAAGAUGGGAAAAGAAAUGUGCGAAAAGUUUGCUCUAACCAUGGCGGUCUUUAGGGUUACUUCUGGGUUUUCAUUGCUGUAGAGGAAUUUCCGGUAAAGUAAAAACUUUUUCACACCAUUUUUUUGUUUAUAUUUUCCAUAUAUUAAAUAUAUUUUAAUCAUGAG
Messenger RNA from Dunckerocampus dactyliophorus (ringed pipefish), 2988 nucleotides. Its product is annotated as GRAM domain-containing protein 4-like. The record is from RefSeq and is a predicted model, not a curated record. Gene Ontology annotation, biological process: negative regulation of toll-like receptor 9 signaling pathway; apoptotic process. NCBI's taxonomy places the organism in Eukaryota, Metazoa, Chordata, Actinopteri, Syngnathiformes, Syngnathidae. The transcript has 19 exons. Bases 369 to 1994 code for a protein of 541 amino acids.